Molecule: messenger RNA, 6346 nt
Organism: Planococcus citri (citrus mealybug)
Lineage: Eukaryota; Metazoa; Arthropoda; Insecta; Hemiptera; Pseudococcidae
Exons: 3
Coding region: 1065-6341 (1758 amino acids)
Biological process (GO): DNA integration
Molecular function (GO): nucleic acid binding
Source: RefSeq, a predicted model, not a curated record
UUUUGAUUUAAUUUAAUGGAUGAAACAUAACGAAUGUGCUCGUCUGCUCGUAAUGCAAUGAAAUAAAAAGAAUGAAAAAAAUCUUUGCAGAUUUUUAAUGGCUUAUUUUGAAUUUUGAAAACCUCAAAAAAAUAAUAAGUUUGUAUAAAAUAUAGAUUAUCCAUAUUUUAUUGCAUACAAUACGUACCUACUUAGGUAUUUUCAUUUCACAAGUAGAUACCGAUUAGUAAGCCUGGGAUCAAUAAUUUUUUUUUAGGUUUUUAAGUUUUUUUAAAAAAUCACUAGAGGGGUUCCGGUUUUAUAUACUCAAACAGUCAAACCUACCUGUUCGGAUAUGCUCGGAAGGGUUCGUUGAGUUCUGAUUGUGUGUCGAUUAUCUGGCUUCGUAGUUCGUGCAUCUUCCCGCCUCCCGGACUCCCGGAGCAGUCUUAUCAGUGACUGAACGCAAAACGACAGUUUUUUUUGAUCCGGACAUACACAGACUACACAGAUUUGCCUUAUGUAAGAUACCCCAUCUGUUUGUUUGAAUUGUGGCUUUUUGUUACUUGAGAACUGAAGUAGGUACUUCGAUCGUUCUAUCGUUUGGAGUCAAAUAUGGUUACUUUAUGGAAUAAUGAAUUUAAUCUACGACGAUAUAGCGAAUAUAAGUAUGUUCACCCGACCAAUAAAGCUAAUAUUGUACCAAUCAAUAUACCCAGAUUGAAAGAUGUUAAGGCAUUUUCGCCUUAUUUUCCUAUCUUUUGUAAAUACCUACAUUAUGUAAUGUUUGAUGUUUUUCUUCUAUUAUCAGUGCAACGAUGCACUCGUAGUAAUCUCGUUCUAACGCUCGUAACGAGAUGAUUUUGUACAUUUUUAUCUACCAUUAUGUAUGAUUUUUGCCCUGUGUAAUUUAUACGUUCGUGAAAAUAAAAUGAAAUGGUUGCUUUUUAUAAAAGUGUGUUCGUUUUUAUAUUGAUGGUUAUAAAACCAUUAACAUGGUCCUUCGGUCGGGCCGGAUUUUGAUCCGGUAAUAUGAACUUUAAUUUUUCAAUUUUCGAAUAAUAGUGCAUUAUUCAAAUCCAACUAUGGAUAACUUAACGGAAGAACAAAAGAGAAAGCGUCGUCCAUUAUCUCGCGAUGUGAAGAAAUUAUUAAUCGAAGCUGACGAUUUAGUCAACAAGUCAACGCUCAAUUUAGAGCAAAUCAAUCUACUUGAAACUAUUGCCGCCGAUUUACGAAUUCGGCUUGAAAUGCUCAACGAUUACGAUGAUGAAAUUACCCUCGCCUUAACCGAUGAUACAAAAUCCGUCGCUUUGGAAACUGCUCUCGAAACGGAGAAAAAACUUUACGCUCCUAAACUUCGCUCAAUGGAAGCGAAAUGUAAAGCUCAACGUUCUAAAUUAGCGGGUGAUAUUAGUCGUAAUUCUAUACCAGGAUCGCCUAACGAAUCGAUGCACGCUCCUGCUUGUACUCCAAAGCUCGCCAAAAUUUCUCCACCUACGUUCGAUGGUAAUAUUUUGAACUUCCAGAAUUAUCGUGGAUUAUUCGAGAAUUUAGUUCAUAACCAAAGUGAUUUGAGUAACGUGCAAAAACUGUAUUAUUUGAAACAAUCUUGUAUUGGUGAUGCCAAAGAUUUGUUACGCGAUUUCGAGCUUGAAGAUGAGUUAUACGUCGAAGCUUGGAAUUAUAUGCUGAGUAAAUUCGAUAAUCGAAGAUUGGUAAUUCGUAUACUGUUUAAAAAGCUCAUCGGUGUGGAACCAAUUAAAACUGCUAGCCAAAUUCGCCAAUUAACUGAUGAAAUCGAUAUCGUUAUGCGAGGAUUAAAGGCCAAUAAAUUAGAAUGCGAUGGUGCCUUUUCUCGUUUUGUUUGUUUUUUGGUAUCAACCAAGUUGGAUAAUCGGACAGCCGUUGAUUGGGAGAAUUCGAUUUCAUCUAAUAAAGAGUUUCCUACCUACAAAGAAAUCGAAAAAUUCCUGCGCAAUCGUGCCUUUGUCGCGGAUGAGCGACAGGUUGAAUCUCAACAGUCUAAAUCCAAAGGUGAUAAAACGAAGUCGGAACGCAAAACUACCGCCACUGCUACCCUGUCUAAAAAACCUGUUCCGCCGAGCGUUCGUUGUGUCGUAUGCAAUAAUAAUCAUUUCCUGAAUGAUUGUUCAACGUUCCUAUCAAAAACGCCUCAAGAAAGGCACAAAAUUGUGAAAUCAUCGGAGCUUUGUCGUCUAUGUUUCAAUCCGCACCAUCAUGUCACCAAUUGUAAACGUUCGAAGUGUAAAACCUGCGGAGCUUCUCACCACUCCUUACUACACUUCAACACAACGUCGUCGAAUGAAGAUAAUGCAAAGUCUAACGAUACUGAAACUAAACCUGAGCCCAAAUCAACACUCACCGCUCACACUGGUGAUACCAAACCAACGUCGCCAAUAUCUUCAAAUAAAACUGUUUUCCUGUCUACGGCAGUGGUAAAUGUGAAAUCAGCUGAUGGUAAAGUAAUUCCUGCUCGUAUCUUAUUGGACCAAGGGUCCGAAACUUGUUUAAUUACUCGUGAUAUUUGUAAUCGCGCUAAAUUACCUGUUCUUAAAAACGAUAAUCCAAUCACGUUGAUAGGUAUCAAUGAUACUACUAAAACGCUUCAGCAUAAAACUAAAUUCGUAUUGGAAUCACGAUUUUCUAAAUUUCAAAUGAGCAUCGAGGCUGAUAUCGUUAAAAAAAUUCCUUAUAGUAUUUCUCGCCAAAAUGUAGGGAAAAUUCUUGGUAAAUUUUCUAAACUCAAAUUUGCUGAAUCUAAUGAAUUGCCUUACUCGUCGGUUGAUAUCAUUCUAGGAGCUGAGUAUGUUGAAUUUGUUCUUGGAGACCAAAGACACUUUUAUGAGGGUAUUUGUUUAAGAGAUACUCAUUUUGGUUUUAUUAUCUCUGGUUCUCAAAAGUCUUCUUUUCUUUCAACAGCUUAUUGUGGCCUAACUAAUGUUGACAUUGAACAACAAUUGAAACGAUUUUGUCAAAUUGAAGAUAUUUUUGAAUCGAAUCCUAAGGAGGCUGAAAAACCUGCCGAACAUGUCGAAAUCGAGAAACAUUUUGAAUCAACCUAUCAACGUGACUCUACUGGUAGGUUUGUAUUACGUUUACCUGUAAAACCUUCUAUUAACGUUCUGAAUGGCUCUUUCAAUAAGGCUAAAGUUAUGUUAUUGAAAAAUGAGAAAAAAUCAAGUGCAGUUCGCGAAGCUUAUUGUAAGUUUAUGAACGAGUAUGAAAAUUUGAAUCAUAUGAAAAAAAUCGAAUCUUUUGAUGUAAACUCUUAUUAUAUUCCCCACCAUAUGGUUGUUAAAAAUACUCCUACUGAUACAAAAUAUAGAGUAGUAUUUAAUGCAUCUUGUAACGAUAAGUCCGGUACCUCACUCAAUGAUCAUUUAUUAUCUGGUCCAACGCUCCAACCAGAGCUUUUUGAUAACGUAAUUUCUUUUCGCCAAUUUAUUAUCGCUUAUUGUGCAGAUAUUAAACAUAUGUACCGGCAAAUUUUAAUUCAUGCUGAUGAUCGAAAAUUUCAACGUAUUUUAUGGCGAUAUGGUUUAUCUGAUCCUAUUUCUUUAUUCGAAUUGAUGACUUUAACUUACGGUACUGGACCUGCCGCUUAUAUGGCUACAAAAUGCCUUCAAGUAAUUGCUAGAGAUAUUGAACACGAAUUUCCUAUUAUUGCUAAAAUUAUUCGCAAAGGUUUUUACAUGGAUAAUUUAAUGACUGGUGCCAAAAAUGUUGAAGCUGCUCGCGAAAUUUUGAAUUCAAUUCAUUCUACUUUAGAAUCAUAUGGCUUUCCCUUAUGUAAAUACCAGUCAAAUUCGGCUGAAUUAUUGGAAAAUAUUGAUAGUUCUCUGAUAGAACCCUUGAACUCACGUGUAUUGGGUAACGACCCUUCUAUUUACGUACUUGGCUUGGUAUGGAGCCCUCAAUCUGAUACAUUGAAUGUAAUGAUUAAUUUAACGCCGUUGCCUGAUAGUAUUACGAAACGUGUUAUGUUAUCUGAUAUUUCUCGUAUAUUUGAUAUUUUAGGAAUUUUAACACCUUUGACCAUUAGAGCUAAAUUAUUGAUGCAAGCUUUAUGGAAACAGCCUAUUGGCUGGGAUGACGUCGUACCUAGUGAUAUUAUUCAAGAGUAUUUGUCUUAUCGCAACGACUUAAGUAUUUUAUCAAAAUUCUCGAUACCUCGACCAUAUUCGUUAUUUGAGGAUGUAAAAAUCUACCAUCUGAUUGGUUUUUGUGACGCAUCUACUAAAGCUUAUUGUGCUGUAAUUUAUCUACGCAGUAUUAGCGUUAAUGGCAACAUAACUGUAACAUUUGUAUGUGCUAAAUCUCGUGUGGCACCUGUUAAGCCACCUAAUAUUCAUCGUUUAGAAUUACUCGCGGCAGUGAUAUUAUCCCAAUUAAUUUCUAGAGUAUGUAGUAAUCUUAAAAUUGAUGUAGAAAAUGUGUAUAAUUUUUCCGAUUCAAAAACGGUACUUAAUUGGAUUAAUCAUCCUGUCGAAAAACUGAAACAAUUCGUUUCAAAUAGAGUAGCGAAAAUACUACUCAAUACAUUGAAAGAAAAUUGGUUUUAUGUAGAUACCAAAUCCAACCCUGCGGAUUUGGCCACCAGGGGUAUUUCUGCUCAAAAUUUAAUUGAAAAUUCGUUAUGGACUAGUGGUCCUGCUUGGAUUAAUGAUGAUUUUGAAGAGUAUAUCUCACUCGAUUCACGCUCUUUUAAAUAUGCUUCUGAGGAAGUUCUUGAAACUUGUAAAGUAAAGUGUAGUUUUAACGUUACUAGAAUGGAGUUAGUUUCUUCAUUUUUGAAUUAUUACUCAUCCUUUGUCAAAUGUAUCAACGUUUUAUCUUAUAUUUUUCGUUUUAUUUUAAAUAUUAAAAAUCGUAUCCAGAGAAAAAAUUAUACUAACGUAAAUGAUGAUAGUACUGAUUCUGAGAAAGGUAACGUAAUUGACGAAUCUGAGAUCACAAUUGAAAACGAUAAAUUAUUAUCUGUGACUGAACGUAACGUAACUUUUAAGAAAAUUUUGCAUGAAGCUCAGAUGGAACAUUUUUCUAAAGAAUACAAUGUUUUGUUGUAUAAUAAAUUGAAUCAAAAAUCUAUCGAAUUGAAAGAAAAACCCCUCAAGUUUAUAUCGAAGAAAAGUAGUUUGUAUUCACUCAAUGUCAUUCUUGAUGAGGAUAAUUUGAUCCGAGUAGGUGGUCGUUUGUCUACUUCAAAUUUUUCCUACGAAUUUAAACAUCCUAUUGUCCUAUCAAGAUACUCUCGUUUUCUAGAACUUUUUGUCGUUCAUAUUCAUGAAAAAUAUUUUCAUGCUUCGAAAUCUUUUGUGGUUAAUUUUAUUCGAAGUAGGUAUUGGAUCAUUGGCGGUCUUACUUACUUGGUGAAAAAGGCUAUUAUUAGCUGUGUCCGAUGCGUCGAAAUUGGCUCUAGUGUAGUUCAACAAUUCAUGGCAGAUUUGCCUAAGGAACGAGUUUCUAUUUCUCGCCCAUUUUCUACCACAGGUGUAGAUUUGUCAGGAUUUUUCCAAGUAAAAUGUGUAAAUCACAGAUCCGUUAAACACUACAAAGUUUAUAUCGCCUUUUUUGUAUGCUUCACAACUCGUGCUGUGCAUCUAGAACUCGUGGAUAAUUUAUCAACCGAAGCGUUUGUGGCUGCUUUUGAACGUUUUAUCGCUCGUCGUGGGUUGCCUAGCACAAUGUAUUCUGAUAACGCCACCAAUUUUGUCGGAUUUCGUAACGUCAUUCAACAUGACAAACUUAUGGAUUGGAAAUUCAUAGCACCUCGCACCCCACACCAAGGUGGACUGUGGGAGGCUGCCGUCAAGUCAGGAAAAGCCUAUCUUCUAAAGGCUAUCGGCUCUCAAGUAUUGUCUUACAGUGAACUGAACACUGUCGUGAUUAAAGUUGAGAGCAUUCUUAAUUCUCGCCCAAUCUCCUAUCUAGCCAAUAACAACGAUAUUGAGCCCUUAACACCAGCUCAUUUUUUAAUUGGCAGUUGUCCAUUUGACACCCCUUCAUCUGACGAUCUAUUGGUGAAGUGUGGUAUUCGUUAUCGUUUGUGGAGGUCAAUUAUUGACUCGUUUUGGACCUCUUGGCGUCGAUCAUAUUUAACCUAUCUUCAAGCACGUACUAAGUGGAAGAAAAAAUUACCAAAUAUGAAGGUAGGAGAUGUCGUUAUAAUCAAAUCGCCCAACGAAGCGGUGCUUAGUUGGCCUUUAGGUCGAAUUAUUGAAACGUUCCCAGAUUCUUCGAACAUUGUUCGUAAUGUGAUGGUCAGAUCCAAGGAUGGAGUUUUUCGAAGAUCAGUUCAACAGCUAGUUCUGUUGCCUGUAAACUCUGACCAGAUUUAAUACCU